Molecule: messenger RNA, 1024 nt
Organism: Sinocyclocheilus grahami
Lineage: Eukaryota; Metazoa; Chordata; Actinopteri; Cypriniformes; Cyprinidae
Product: cyclin-dependent kinase inhibitor 1B-like
Exons: 3
Coding region: 348-896 (182 amino acids)
Biological process (GO): negative regulation of cell population proliferation; negative regulation of mitotic cell cycle; G1/S transition of mitotic cell cycle
Cellular component (GO): nucleus; cytoplasm
Molecular function (GO): cyclin-dependent protein serine/threonine kinase inhibitor activity; protein-folding chaperone binding
Source: RefSeq, a predicted model, not a curated record
GCGCGGAGAGAAGGCGGAUCUCCGAUGCACCAAUCCGAGGCGUUCCUCCGGUCGUUUAAAGAGCCUCUUUGUGUCAAUCACUCGUUUUUUCAUCGCCAUAUUGGGCGCCGAAAAGCCUCGCCUUGUUAUUUCUCUUCCCCUUAUUUACUACGACGCGCAGUUGACAGGAGCGGCCACCGCGAACGCUGCUUUUGUUUUGAUGCUCGUCGCCCGUCCGUGUUUUUCGCUCAUGCGGCGCACCCGGGGCGAGUCUGCCUUUACGCCCGUCGCUUUGGAUCGCGUUGACGCAGGAGGGGACGCUCUGUAACAGCUGUCGGGUUUGUGUUUUCGCACUUGAACGCCUUGUAAUGUCCAACGUGCGCUUGUCUAGCGGCAGCCCGACGCUGGAACGGAUGGAGGCGCGACUGUCAGACCAGCCCAAGCCGUCGGCGUGUCGGAACCUGUUCGGUCCGGUGGAUCAUGAAGAGUUAAAGAAGGAUUUCCAGCGGCAGCUGAAGGCGAUGGAGGACGCGUCGGCGGACGCGUGGAACUUCGACUUCUCCUCGCACACUCCGCGCACCGACGGCAGAUACCAGUGGGACGCGCUGGACAUUCGCUCGGUGCCCGGUUUCUACAGCAGAUCGGUGCGGGCGAAGGGCUCCGAGCUUCACAUGUGCUCCUCUGGGAAUAAUAUCGAUAAUAAUGUGGAUGUUAACGGCAAUCACGACUGUCGCGUAACGGAGCAGAGCGCGGAGACGCCCGAAAAAGACCGAGAGCAGAGGAAAAUAACCUCCUGUCUCGACUCCUCGGGUCAAAGCAAACGCUCACACAUCUGUGUGGAUGAAGUGACACGGACGCCGAGAAAACCCAAAAAACCCAGAAAACACCCCAGCCCGACACUUACACAAACCCAGUGAGAAGCGUGUGUCUAAUUCUCUCGUAUUUCCGGACAGGGCUGAAGUCGAUUGCUGUGGGUUUGAUGACCUCAGUGCUUGCGGAACGAAAGAUUUUUUUGGGGGGGAGAAACGGACGAGCGGAUAAAAAU